Messenger RNA from Erythranthe guttata (spotted monkey flower), 2253 nucleotides. It is a transcript of the gene NAD-ME1, whose product is annotated as NAD-dependent malic enzyme 1. Gene Ontology annotation, molecular function: NAD binding; malate dehydrogenase (decarboxylating) (NAD+) activity. Gene Ontology annotation, biological process: pyruvate metabolic process; malate metabolic process. Lineage: Eukaryota; Viridiplantae; Streptophyta; Magnoliopsida; Lamiales; Phrymaceae. Gene Ontology annotation, cellular component: mitochondrion. The record is from RefSeq and is a predicted model, not a curated record.
UAAACUCCGUCACUGUUUUAACUGUGUGACUGUAAAUUGGGAUAUUUUUUUUUCUCUUCCUCUGCGAAAUCAAUGGGGAAUUUCUCUCGUCAGAUGAGGCUUUCGUCAGCUUUGCUGAAGCGUUUGCGAUCGCAGCGGGGAAGUGUCGCCGCCGUGAAUGUGAGUGGCUCGAGAUCUUUUACCACGACGGAGGGCCACCGGCCUACCAUAGUUCACAAGCGCAGCUUGGAUAUUCUCCACGAUCCAUGGUUCAACAAGGGAACUGCAUUUUCGAUGACAGAACGUGAUCGUCUUGACCUUCGAGGUUUACUGCCUCCAAAUGUCAUGAGCCCUGAACAGCAAAUUGUGCGCUUUAUGGCUGACUUGAAGAGGCUUCAGUUAAGUGCUAGAGAUGGACCAUCUGAUCCAUACAGUCUGGCUAAAUGGCGCAUUCUUAACCGCUUGCAUGAUAGGAACGAGACUAUGUACUAUAAGGUUCUUAUUGACAAUAUUGAGGAAUAUGCACCUAUAGUCUAUACUCCUACUGUUGGUCUUGUAUGCCAAAAGUACAGUGGCUUGUUCAGGCGACCUAGGGGGAUGUAUUUCAGUGCAGAAGACCGUGGAGAAAUGAUGUCAAUGGUUUAUAAUUGGCCAGCAGAUCAGGUUGAUAUGAUUGUUGUCACGGAUGGAGGCAGAAUAUUGGGUCUUGGAGAUCUUGGAGUUCAAGGAAUUGGAAUUGCAAUUGGGAAGUUGGAUCUUUAUGUUGCUGCUGCAGGGAUAAACCCACAGAGAGUACUACCUGUCAUGAUUGAUGUCGGAACCAACAAUGAGAAGCUUCUGGAAGACCCCUUGUAUUUGGGACUGCAACAGCACCGCCUUGAUGGAGACGAGUAUCUUGCAGUUAUUGAUGAAUUCAUGGAGGCAGUUUUUACCCGCUGGCCUCAUGUGAUUGUCCAGUUUGAAGAUUUUCAAAGCAAAUGGGCCUUCAAGCUCUUGCAGCGUCACAGGAAUGAAUAUAGAAUGUUCAAUGAUGAUGUCCAGGGAACUGCAGGGGUUGCACUCGCUGGUCUUUUAGGAGCAGUGAGAGCACAAGGAAGACCAAUGAUAGACUUUCCGAAGAUGAAGAUUGUAGUUGCUGGUGCUGGAAGUGCCGGGAUAGGUGUUCUCAAUGCUGCAAGAAAAACCAUGGCGAGAAUGCUUGGAGACACUGAAAUUGCUUUUGAAAGUGCUGGGAGUCAGUUCUGGGUUGUUGAUGCUAAUGGACUUGUGACGGAAGCACGUGAAAACAUCGAUCCAGAUGCUCGUCCAUUUGCUAGGAAGGUCAAAGAAAUUGAACGCCAAGGGCUGUCGGAAGGGGCAAAGCUUGUGGAAGUGGUACGGCAAGUAAAGCCUGAUGUGCUUCUCGGAUUGUCUGCUGUGGGAGGAUUGUUUUCCAAAGAGGUAUUAGAAGCUCUGAAAGGUUCAACUUCUACCAGACCUGCUAUAUUUGCGAUGUCUAACCCUACAAAAAAUGCUGAGUGCACACCAGAGGAAGCUUUUUCCAUAGUCGGUGACAACAUCAUAUUCGGAAGUGGAAGCCCAUUUAGCCAUGUUGAUCUUGGAAAUGGUCAUGUUGGCCACUGCAACCAGGCAAACAACAUGUUUCUGUUUCCCGGGAUUGGUCUUGGAACACUUCUAUCUGGAUCCAAGAUCGUUUCAGAUGGAAUGCUACAGGCAGCAGCUGAAUGCCUUGCUGCAUAUAUGACCGAGGAAGAAGUGCUUCAAGGGAUUGUUUAUCCGUCAAUAUCCAGAAUACGUGAUAUAACAAAGGAAGUAGCUACAGCAGUCAUUAAAGAAGCCAUAGAAGAGGAUCUGGCAGAAGGAUACCGUGAUAUGGAUGCCCGUGAAUUGCAGAAGCUUAAUCAGGACGAAAUUAGAACUUUCGUAACGAACAAUAUGUGGAGCCCUGAAUACCAAACUCUGAUUUACAAGAAGGAUUGAAGAUCGGGAACUCUCUUAGUUUCACACGUUGUAUGAUGCAAUAAUAAUAUAGAGCUCAGAUACUGCUGCCAUGAUUUAUCCAAUUCACUUAUCAAUUGUUCCGACCAAUAUAUAUAUCCAGUGGAGAUUUCUCAAAGUGGUAAAAGUUGUAAAUGUUAACCGCGUAAGCGUAUGUAUGUCUACGUUUGAACAAACAUGAAUAUCGCACUUCAUAUCCAGUAAGGCUUGAUUCUAUCGGAUCGAAUGUUUCUGUCACGUACGAUUUGCCAGCUUAAUUGAUGUUCUAAGACUUUG